GCAGUGCUGACGCUUCGGGAAGUGGUGUGGCGCUGCUAAUGCUGUAAUGUGGAGUCGGGCAGGCUGCGUUAUCACCGGGCUGCUGGCGGAAAUCUCCCCUGCCAUGCACACGAGACUCGCAUAAAUCAGGAGUCUGAGUGCUGGGUCCCUAUGGCUGUGUAUGAUGAGGACAUUCUGAAGAAUCCAUUUUACCUGGCACUGGAGAAGCAAAGACCAGACCUCUGCAGCCGAGUGGCAGAAGUGCAUGGCAUCGUCUUGGUUCCAUGUCGAGGAAGUUUAUCAACUGGUUCGUUCACGGCAGCACAGUUUGAGAGCUAUGUCCUCUUGCCUGCAGAACAAGGCUUCCAGACAAUUGAUGGGAAGGAGGUGUCGAUAGAAAAUAACCAGGUGCAUUUGGUGACUGGGUUUGUGAGCCCGGCUUCAGUCCCCAUUUUGUUUGAGGAGACGUUCUACAAUGAGAAGGAGCAGGCCUACAGCAUCCUGUGUAUCACUCGGCCUGUUGACUCUGAGCCGAGCACAGUUGAGCUGAGUCCUGUCCCUGCGCACUACUGCCUGAAGAAUCUCGAGGAGGUAAAGAACUUCCUGGGCCGCCAUGCCGAGAAACUGGAUAAAUUCAUUGCUGCAUUCUGCCAGUCCUUUAAAGAGCAGGAAAGGAAGGGUCUGCGCCAUCACAUAGAUGCUGUGCAUGCUCUGUAUACAAAAUGUCUUCAGUGCUUGCUGAGAGAUUCGCGUCUGAAGGUGCUGACCAAGCAGGAGCUUCAGAUGACCCUUCUCAAACAAGCAGUGGAGAUGUACAUACAUAAUGGUAUCCAUGAUCAUCUCUUUAGUUAUGUGGGAACUCUCGAAGCAACUCAGGAUGCUGCAUUCAAUAAAACAACAAGAGGGCUGCAGGAAUUACAGCAGAAAGAUCUUGGAGUCAAGUCAGAGUUCAGUAUAAAUAUACCUCGUGCAAAGAGGGAAUUAAGUCAGCUUAACCGCUGCAGCUCUCCUCAGCAGAAGCUGCUGUGCCUCAGGAAGGUUGCCUUCACCAUCAUGCAGUCCCCCAGCCGCAAAGUUAACUUUGAGGCAGUAUGUGCAGAUGACCUCCUUUCAGUUAUUCUGUAUCUACUGGUGAAAACUGAGGUUCCUAAUUGGAUGGCAAAUCUCAGUUACAUUAAAAACUUCCAUUUCUGCAACUCCACCAAGGACGACCUGAGUUACUGCCUGACAUCGUUCGAGGCAGCUGUGGAGUACAUCAGCCAAGGCAACCUUAGUCAGGGGCCGACGGGCUCAGGGGAGCUGAAUGACAAACUGUUCUUCAGGCAAAAGAUGAAUCUUCUUUCUCAGAGUGCUUCUACACCUAUAGACUGUUUGUUUGAGCAUAUAGCAAAUGGGAACAAGGCAGAAGUCCAGCGCUUGCUAAGUGAAGGCGAGAGUGAGGAAGACAGGAGACAGAUGUGUCACCCACUGUGUUCCUGUGAUGCAUGUGACCUGCGUGUGUCAGGGAGAUUAAAUGACCCAUCUGUAGUCACUCCGUGUUCUCGGGAUGACCGAGGCUACACUCCUCUUCAUGCUGCUGCUAUAUGCGGUCAAGCUCUGCUGGUUGACCUGUUGGUGUCAAAGGGAGCUGCGGUGAAUGCCACAGACUACCACGGCCUCACGGCUCUGCAUCUCUCUUGCCAGAAGGGCUAUCAGGGUGUCACGCUGCUGCUGUUGCACUAUAAAGCAAACACAGAUACUCAGGACAACAACGGGAACACUCCUCUUCACCUGGCUUGCAUGUAUGGCCAUGAGGAUUGUGUAAAGGCACUGGUUUACUACGACCUGCACACUUGCCGGCUGAACAUGCAGAAUGAUAAGGGGGAUACAGCACUGCACAUUGCGUCUCGUUGGGGUUACGAAGGCAUCAUGGAGGUGCUGCUGGAGAACGGUGCCUCAACUCUCCUCCAUAACAAGGCCAAUCAGAGCCCACUGCACUGCGCACUCAACUCCAGGGUUUUGUCAUUGCUGGAGCGCACAUAUGAUAGUGCCAGGAAAAAGGCUCCCAGUCCCCCUCCACAGCCAGCUGACAGCAGCAGUAGACGCACCUCUGUGUCCAGUACGUCCUCCGUCGUCUCUGUGGAGGCCAGUUCUGAGAGUGAGCGCACUCAUCUAAAGGAGGUGGAGAAGUUACUGCGGGCCGUGGCAGAUGGAGAUGUGGAAAUGGUGCGCUACCUGCUGGAGUGGACAGAUGAAGAGCAGGAGGAUGAAGAGAAAGCUGAAUUGCCUGAACAGACAGAACUAUGCCACCCUCUGUGCCAGUGCCCAAAGUGUGAACCUACACAAAAGAAGCUACGCGUCCUGCAGCCGGACAGGUUGGGAGUGAACAGCAGCAGUGCGGACGGUUUCACUCCGCUGCACGUGGCAGCAUUGCAUGGACACACAGCGCUCGUCUCUUUGUUCAUCCGCCAUGGAGCCAACAUCAACGCCUGUAACAGCCAGAAUGCCACUCCACUCCACCUGGCCUGCCAGAACAGCCACACACAGGUGGUGAGCUCUCUGGUGGAGUGCAAUGCCAAGCUAAAUAAGAAGGACCAGUUUGGGAACAGUCCCCUGAUCCAAGCCUGUUUAAAGGGACAUGAGGAGACAGUAGCAGUGAUAAUGGAGAGUGGAGCCUCGUUGAACCUGACUAAUAAUCAGGGUAACACGGCUCUACACGAGGCGGUGAGAGGAGGACACCAGAGUCUGGUGGAGCGGCUGCUAGAAGCUGGGGCUCUCACACACCUCAGGAACAAGAGGCAGCGCACGGCACUGGACUGUGCUCAGGAGACUAACACAGCAAUUCUUAGGAUUCUACAGAAAGCCUGUGCGUCCAGUUUUGAAGCUGAUUCAGUCAAACAGUUCUGCAUAGCCCAAAUGCAUCAAAGAAAAACGCCCACUGUUGUCCAACACAAGAGUCCUGAUAUGCAAAGGUGUGAGACAGACCAAUCUGUACUCAGAAUACAGCAGAUGAAUAAACCACAAGACGGUACCAUCAUUCUCUCCACCGACUCUCCAUAUAUGGAUUUAGAUGACCUGAGUUAUAGAAGGCGACUACGGCGGGGGGAGACUGUCGAUGGCUGCGACCUCUUCAUCCAUCAGUCUGAAAACUUGCACUCCGUCAGACAGGCUGCGCUGAACCAGGCCGAAAGAUUAAGCCGCAGUCACACCAUACACCAGGACCUGACCCACAGCUCUCCCGAGGACCUGGAGCACACACCAUCUGCUGUCAAAAUGGACAACAGUGAAGCAAAUGGCCAUCCUACUAACCUCUCACCUGAACCUGAGCAGGUAAUUGGGAAGGCUGACAACACCACGCAGGCCAGCUUGGAGGAGGAGGAGGAACAGCAGCAGGAGGAGGAGGAGGAGGAUCAGAACUGGGGCAAAAAUUUGCAUUGGGUUUCCACAGAAAUGGAUAAUAUCAUGCUCUGAGAUUCUGCUCUAACUUCAAACGUGAUGAAAAACGAUGAUCAGUAUAGGCUAUGCAUUUCGCUGUUGUUUUAAACAUUUAACUGACCAGGUUUAAUGACCUUAUUUCAGUCAGUGAUCCUAAACUCGCUGCAGCCACUGACACGAUCAGCUGCUUUAGCUCAACCCUAAACUGUUGUUGAAGUCUAAAGCUUUAACUUUAAUUCAGUGAACUGACAAUGAGACACAAAUUAAAUAUUAAAUAAAACUGCUAGGGGUUGAGUGGAUGUGAGAAGUAAUGUAUGGACUCUUAAAAGACUUGCUGAGUGUUUUUAUUUGUACUGUAAAGGGAGAUGAAGAGAAGUAUGAAUUGAAGAUGCAUUUCCAGGACUGAAACAAAGCGUAAUACAGACGGAGAUGCUGACAAAAACUGUACAUUUCAAAGUCCCAGAUCCUACAUGUGUUUUUGGAAACCCCCCCCCCCCCCCCCCUUUACGAUGAAGUCCAUAUAAGAAUGUGUGGAAAACAUAAUCAUGAACUCCCUGAUCGGGGCCUUUAGAGAAACAAACCUUUGAGAAGGAAUUUAGUUUUAUUUAACCAGCACUUUUACCAGCAUAGUUUUAUUUUACCAGCAUCAUAAAAAGGGAUGAUUGGGCAUAAUUUUUACUGCUUCUUUUUAGGUUUAACAUGUUCUGUUUUAUCUUUUCACUUAUCAGGCCACUUGUAUGUUUCAUCAGCUUUGGCAACACUGACAGAAGCUUAAAGCAGAUUUGAUGUGUGACUGCACGAGUGACCACAUAUUUCCCAGUCAGCUUUGCUUCUUCCGAAAAACGCAAGUCUUUUGACAUGCUUUGUAAGAUUUUUAACAUGUCUUUUGACUUGAAUGAUUAGAUUUCAAAUACCAUUAUAGACUGGUACCAAAAUCCAGAAUUGUGACACCCAAAGGCAUUUUUGAGACAAAG
Neoarius graeffei (lesser salmon catfish) is the source of this 4367-nucleotide messenger RNA. RefSeq names its product ankyrin repeat domain 27 (VPS9 domain) (gene ankrd27). Gene Ontology annotation, biological process: neuron projection morphogenesis; early endosome to late endosome transport. The coding region runs from base 151 to 3429 and encodes 1092 amino acids. Gene Ontology annotation, cellular component: early endosome; transport vesicle; neuron projection. Gene Ontology annotation, molecular function: SNARE binding; guanyl-nucleotide exchange factor activity. NCBI's taxonomy places the organism in Eukaryota, Metazoa, Chordata, Actinopteri, Siluriformes, Ariidae. The record is from RefSeq and is a predicted model, not a curated record. The transcript has 29 exons.